Molecule: messenger RNA, 1221 nt
Organism: Brassicogethes aeneus
Lineage: Eukaryota; Metazoa; Arthropoda; Insecta; Coleoptera; Nitidulidae
Source: the annotation of a GenBank genome assembly
AUGAAUAGAAAUUUGCAAUCCGAAUAUGCUGAUAUUGAACCUCAACCAUUCAAUAGGUCUUACGCAUGGCCAAGAAGACAAAUAAUUAAUCCGGAAGAGGCUGAAAGUAGUGGUAGUUCUAGCGAAAUUCCACUGGAAGAAAAAAAUAACUAUUGCCAUAGAAAUCCGUGGGGAAGUUUAAGCUAUGCAGAUUUGAUUACAAGAGCAAUCGAAAGUAGUCCUUCUAAGAGGCUAACAUUAGCACAAAUCUACGACUGGAUGGUAAAUAAUAUUUUAUAUUUUAAAGAAAAAAGUGACAGUGUCAAUUCCAUCGGUUGGAAAAAUUCAAUUAGACAUAAUUUGUCAUUGCAUACAAGAUUUAUCAAAGUGCAGAACCAGGAAAGGGGUAAAUCUUCUUGGUGGAUGUUGAAUUCCGAAGCACCUGGUAAAAAUGUUCGAAGGAGGUCCAAUUCUCUAAGCAUAAAUACUGAAGUUAAGAAGAAGGGAAAACUAAGAAAGACAUUUUCAAUGAUAAAAAAGUUGUUACCCGGAAUACCUGAUGGCCCUAGUGUUUCAAAAAAGCUUGAUUUGCUACAAGAAACGGAUUAUGAUUAUUUUAGACCCAGGUCUAAUUCAAAUUGUUCCACAGAACAAUUAGCAGGUUAUCUCCAGCAAACCGCCAAAAUAUCUCAGGUGUCAAAUCAAAGAUUAAAUAUUGACAUGAGAUGCAAUCAAAAUCAACAAAAUGUAUGGAACCCACAUUUAAUACACCAAGUAACACAACAUGCACCACUGAGCUACACAUGCUGUCCUACUAAUGAACAGGUUCAAUUUGGUCAGUAUAUGAAUGGAACUCCAGCAAACUACAGACAUUCAAUAUCCUUUCCAUUAGAAAAUUCCCAGCCCUACAAUAAUAACAAUUUAUACAUCCAUACUGUUACGCCACCACAAACAAGUCCAUCUUCAGGUACUGAUUCUUUAAUAACCUUAAAUCGAAAUUUCAGCUAUACCGAAGAAAAUUACUUGUCAAAUUUAUCAUCUGCUGUACGAACAUGCGAAUCUCCUGCAGAAAGCCAGAAUAAAAUUAAGUCAAGUACUUCCCUGGAUGCUUUAGAUGUUCCAGAUAACCUUAAUUGCAACGUUGAAGAAGUUUUAAACUACGAGUUAAAUACUGGAGACGGUUUAGAUUAUAAUUUUACUAAUGAACUUGGAAGUUAUGUAUCUUAUUCUGUGCAUUUGUAA